UCUGAGGCGCCGUAUAUUACGAGCCUCUGAUUGGUCUACACUGAAAACGUUUUGAGAACGGACAGCAGAUCACAGUCAAGAUGAGUCUCCGAAAGCAAACCCCGAGUGACUUUCUCAAGCAGAUAAUUGGGAGACCUGUGGUGGUCAAACUGAACUCUGGUGUCGAUUACCGAGGUGUCCUUGCCUGCCUGGAUGGCUACAUGAACAUUGCCAUUGAGCAGACUGAGGAGUAUGUUAAUGGGCAGCUCAAGAACAAAUAUGGUGAUGCUUUUCUAAGAGGAAACAAUGUUCUCUACAUCAGCACCCAGAAGAGGAAAGUCUAGUGAAGACCAUUCUGUAUUUUUGUUUUUAUUUUCAGAGGACAAGUGUUUUUUUUAGUUGUGUAAAGGUUCAAUACUGAAGAAUGUUUGUUUUUUGUAAAAGUGGAAUAAGUUAAUAAAUCCAGAGUUUUGA
Scomber japonicus (chub mackerel) is the source of this 453-nucleotide messenger RNA. RefSeq names its product LSM6 homolog, U6 small nuclear RNA and mRNA degradation associated (gene lsm6). The record is from RefSeq and is a predicted model, not a curated record. Lineage: Eukaryota; Metazoa; Chordata; Actinopteri; Scombriformes; Scombridae. The coding region runs from base 81 to 323 and encodes 80 amino acids. Gene Ontology annotation, biological process: mRNA splicing, via spliceosome; maturation of SSU-rRNA. Gene Ontology annotation, molecular function: RNA binding. The transcript has 4 exons. Gene Ontology annotation, cellular component: U6 snRNP; U4/U6 x U5 tri-snRNP complex; nucleolus.